Prinia subflava (tawny-flanked prinia) is the source of this 2597-nucleotide messenger RNA. RefSeq names its product interleukin 17 receptor E (gene IL17RE). Gene Ontology annotation, molecular function: interleukin-17 receptor activity. The transcript has 16 exons. The coding region runs from base 1 to 2094 and encodes 697 amino acids. NCBI's taxonomy places the organism in Eukaryota, Metazoa, Chordata, Aves, Passeriformes, Cisticolidae. The record is from RefSeq and is a predicted model, not a curated record.
AUGCGGCGGGGCCGGCCCGGGGCGGGGCGGGGAGGAGAGCGGCGGCGCCCGGCCAUGGGGCGCCCGGUGCUGCUCGCCGCCGCCGCGCUGCUGCUGCUGCUGCCGUCCGGGACCGGGCCCGCAGUGACCCGCCUCCGGGUCUCCGCCAACUUCGAGUGCCGCGCCACCGCCGACAGGACGCUGAGCCGCCCCCGCUGCCGCCGCCCUUCCCGCCCCGGGCUGCCGCUGGAGCCGCCCGCCCUGUCGCUGAGCCGUGCCCGGCUGUGCCUGCCCGCGCAGCCCUGCCAGCCCUGCCUGCGGGUGCGCCUGGCCCUCCCCACCUCAGAGCUCGGCGGUGUCCGGGGACUGCAGCUCACCUUCCUGGAGCUGGGCUCCAAUCGAGCUGGCUGGCUGCAGGUUUGGCGGCGACCCCGGGCAUUGGGCCGCUCAGCGUGGCAGGUGCAGUUCGACUGCUUCCCGGCAGAGAGCGGGCGGCAAGUCCUCGUCUCUCUUCACACCAUCCCAGAUCGGGGCUUCUCCCUAAACUGCAGCCAUCUGGUCAGCGCUGAGCCGCCUGGGCCUGUCUUUACCCAUGCUUGGAUCCCUGAGAUGCGAGCCAUUGAGGUGUGGGUGCCUGCGGGUCCUGCCCUUAUGGUGCGGCUGUGCCACCAGCUGGCCCUAGAGUGUGAGGAGCUGCCCCGGCCCUUCCACCAGCAGGUGCUGGUGCCGGGAGGCCACCACAUCUCACUGCCAUAUGAGUUCUUGGUGCCCUGCCUGUGCAUUGAGGCCUCCUACUCCCACCAUGACAGCCCACGGAGCAAACACUGCCCCUUCCGUGACCGGCCAGAUGCCUAUGGUCCCGAGCUAUGGUCCUCGGUGCGCUUCCAUGACUUCAGCACCAGCAGCAAGGACCAGAUGGUGAUGGAACUGAGUGCCAGCUGCCCCCUGCACCCACAGGCCACCCUUUGCUGGAGGGAGGCAGCAGAUGAGGCUGCACCCUGUCACGACAUCCCCAAUUCCACAGCCAGUGAGGAUGAGCAGAUGUACAUACUGGACAAGGUGGACGUGCACCCCCAGCUCUGCUUCCGAUUCUCCUACAAGAACAGCAGCCAUGUGGAGUGUCCCCACCAGCCAGAGACUGCCUGGAAUGUCUCAGUGAGUGUCUGGGGGCUCCAGCUGCACCUGCACCUCACCUCCCGCAUCCCUGCAGCCUUCAGCGCAGCCCUGUGCCAGCGCCAGGGUGGGCAGUGUGAACCCGAGGCUCCACUCUACACUGUCACACAGCCAGAGGGCUCUGCUCCAGGGGAGUUGGCGCUGCUGCUGCCAGUGCAGAUCCUGGGUAGCUGCGUGCUGGUAUGGCGCUCGGAUGUACAAUUUGCUCGGAAGCAGCUGCUCUGUCCUGAUGUCUCCCGCAGGCACUUCGGGCUGCUGGGGCUGGUGCUGGCACUGGGACUGGUGGCGACUGUGCUGCUCCUCAACUGCCGUGGUGCCUGGAGGCCAGAUGAUGGUGGCCCUGGCGGGCGCCCCGUGCUGCUGCUGUACUCACCAGAUUCAGAGGAGCACCUGGGGCUGGUGUGUGCCCUGGCCGAGCGGCUGCGCGCAGGGCUGGGCUGCGACGUGCGCCUGGACCUGUGGGAAGCGGGUGGCCUGGGUCGGGCGGGCGCCCUGCCAUGGCUCUAUGCUCAGCGGGGCCGCGUGGGCCGCCAGCGUGGCACUGUCCUCCUGCUCUGGAGCCGGGGCAGUGCCCGGCUCUUUCAUCGGUGGCAGGUCGGGAUGGCUGACGGGACGCCCGGGGAUGCCCAUGACAUUUUUGGGGCAGCCAUGGCCUGCCUGCACGGGGAGCUGGGUGCGGCGGGCCGCGGCGGCGGGUGGGUCCUGGCAUACUUCAGCCGGCUCUGCAGCCCCCGCGAUGUCCCCCGCCCCCUCCGGCCCCUGCCCACCUACCGCCUGCCCCGGCAGCUGCCCGGUCUGCUGGGUGCCCUGCGGGGCAGCCCCCCGGCCCCUCGCCGCUGCCGUCGGGGCAGGGUGGGGGGCCUCCUGCAUCGGCUGCUGGAGAUGGGGGCUGGGAAGGGCAGUUCUCCGCCCCGGCCCCCUGGGGCAGCUUCUGGCACCUGAGUGCCCAGGCUGGGCCUGAGCUGGGCAUGGCUGCAGGGAGUGCAGGGCUGGGUGCAGCCCCUCAGUGAGGGUAGGAGUUCUGCUAGGAAAAGGCAGGGCUCAGGUGAACGUGUGCCCACUGCGGCAGCAGCAGGGAUACCCAUGGGUGCCCCAGGAAGGGGCUGGUCCAACCAGGACUGGCCUCAGUCAUGGAGCGUGCUGCUGGGGCCAGAGUGAGCAGCCAGCUGGUCAUCUGUGGUCAGGAGUAGAGAUGCUGUCCUGAGCAGGGGCAGCUUUAUUCCCAUACAAGGACCUGCUCCAGAGGAGAGCCCAUAGAAGCCCCUUUGGACACCACAGCCAAGCAAGGGGUUGGGGUUGUGCAGGAAAAAGCUGAGAGAUGGGGAGGCUCCCUGCCCUGCCCAGGCACAGGUGGCUAGAGGGGCAGGUGCUGAGCAUAGCCUGGCCCUGCUCUUUGUCUUGACAUUGCCAGCAGGACUUGGUCUGGGGUGGAAGCAAUAAAGGUG